This is a messenger RNA of Aspergillus vadensis CBS 113365, 930 nucleotides long. It is a transcript of the gene spt4, whose product is annotated as transcription elongation factor SPT4. Gene Ontology annotation, molecular function: RNA polymerase II complex binding; zinc ion binding. Gene Ontology annotation, cellular component: DSIF complex; nucleus. The record is from RefSeq and is a predicted model, not a curated record. Lineage: Eukaryota; Fungi; Ascomycota; Eurotiomycetes; Eurotiales; Aspergillaceae. Bases 77 to 619 code for a protein of 180 amino acids. The transcript has 3 exons. Gene Ontology annotation, biological process: regulation of transcription elongation by RNA polymerase II; chromatin organization; mRNA processing.
CUUUUCUCCGGGCUGGGUGGUCUUGGCGCCGACCCUCCGAUUCCAGAACCCUCUUGGUGUCUCUUGUUCUUGCCGCAUGCAUCUUACCUACAAUCCCUACACAACCUCCCCCUACCAUUCUAUUGUCUCGCCAAUUCCAACCCUAGAAAAUAGAAGAGGGGCCGAAAAAAGAAAGAUGUCCUUCUACGUCGCCCCCAGCCAGCAGCGCACUCUCCGCGCCUGCAUGGUUUGCUCGCUCGUCCAACUGCACAGCAAAUUCAUGCGCGAAGGCUGUCCCAACUGCGACAACGUCCUCGGCCUCCGGGGUAACAACGACGCGAUCCAAGAAUGCACGUCGCAGGUCUUCGAGGGCCUAGUGACGCUCCGCGAUCCCACCACCAGCUGGGUGGCUAGAUGGCAGAGAUUGGAUAGUUAUGUGCCGGGGACGUAUGCGGUUAAGGUUACGGGGUCGGUGAGUAUACACCCAGAUUAUUAUGGUGGUGGCGGUAGUGGUGGUGAAGAGGAUAUCGGGCUAAUAGUGGUGGGUGAACAGCUUCCCGACGAGAUUAUUUCCAGUUUGGAGGAUUCAGGCGUGAAGUAUAUUCCGAGGGACGGUAGCACGGGUGAAGAGGAGGCGUGAUCCAUCGAUCGCUAUCUGCUUGCUCAGAUGUUUUUCUUCGCUGCUUUCGUUCGUUUGCGCCAUAUGUCGGUUCUCUAUCUUGCACGGCAUAGCGAUAUUUUCUUCAAAAAAGGGAGGAUGGCUUGGCCUUCUUUCUUCGAUUUGCACGAUUGGAGUUUCGGUUCUACAAUUUUCUCUUUUUAUCAUGUACGGUACGGGGUUUGUCGGGUUGGUUUGAUUUUGCACACUGUUUAUAAUUUACAAAGGGGCAUGUCUACUGGAUACCCGGACAAUAGAUCAAGAUCAAGAUCAACGUUGCCUUGGCGGCAUCA